Molecule: messenger RNA, 1351 nt
Organism: Nylanderia fulva
Lineage: Eukaryota; Metazoa; Arthropoda; Insecta; Hymenoptera; Formicidae
Source: RefSeq, a predicted model, not a curated record
UAUGUCUGAUGCCUGGAGGCGCUUUUUCGUACUGACUUGUGACAUUUCAGUCACAUGACCAAAAUAACGAAUCGGUAUCUUUCUUUUUAGUCACGUGAUGUUUACUAACAUUGAAACUGCGAGCUCAACGGAUUGCGAGCAAACAAUGCGUGAGUGAUUCUUUAUACAGCGGAAAUAUUCAUUUUUUACAGAAUUAUAUAAAAUCUUUGAAAAAUUGUAUACGAAAAGGUAUUGGAAAACAUUUCAUUAUAAUGGAUAUGCAUGAUUUCUGUCGAAGGUUACCCAAAGUGGAACUUCAUGCACAUUUAAAUGGUUCAUUAAGUAUGAAUACUUUACAAAAAUUAUACAAAAUGCAUGGUUCUGACGUUGCUGGAUGUGAUCAAACUUUUAUGAAUACUAGUUUCUCAUCUCUAAGCGAAUGUUUUAAAGUAUUUGACAUAGCACAUGCGCUAACAAUUACACCACAGGCUGUAUUUGUAGCUACUUGUGACGAUAAAGAGUUUUAUGAGGAUAAUGUAAUAUAUUUAGAAUUGAGAAGCACACCUCGUGCUGUAAAGGAUUCAAUGACAAAGACAGAAUAUCUUGAAGCAAUAAUAAAGCUUUCGAGUGAAACGUCCAAAUUGCAAUUUCCACAAAUUCUUGUAAAAUUGUUGAUAUCAAUUAAUCGGAAACAAGGUUACGAAUCUGCAAAAGAAAAUAUUAACCUUGCGAUACAGUUUAUGAAGAGAUAUCCAGAACAUAUUGUGGGUAUCGAUCUUAGUGGUGAUCCUACUGUGGGCUAUUCUUUUUUAGAAUUAUUAGAAAUGUCUAGAAAAGCAGGGCUUAAGAUCACAGCUCAUUGUGCAGAGGUACCAAAUGAAGUGGAAACAGUUGAUAUAUUAAAAUUUAAGCCCAAUCGAUUGGGACAUUGCACUUGCAUUCAUCCUAAUUUGCAAGGUUCUAAGCAAUUGUUUGAUAUGUUACUGGAAUCCAAAAUUCCUGUUGAGUUAUGCUUGACCUCAAACAUUAAAUGUAAAACAGUACCAUCCUAUGUGGCUCAUCAAUUCAAAUAUUUAUACGAAAUGAGACAUCCUAUAACAAUUGGGACCGAUGACAAAGGUGUUUUCAAUACAUGUUUGUCUGAGGAAUUGCUGUUAUUGAAUUCUGUUUUUAAUAUCGGAAAAAAACAGCUUAAGGAAUUGUCUAUAUUAUCUGUACAAUAUAGUUUUGCAAGUGCAGAAGAAAAAAAAAGUUUAUCGUCGAUAAUCGAGAGUUUUCAUACUUAAUAUAUUUUUUUAUUUUACCAAUAUUUGAUUUUGGCUAACAAUUAAUCCUUUAUUUUAUUAUUUUCGCACGCAUAAGUGCGUAUAUU